AUGACGCACUACCUCCACGAAGCAGUCAAUCCCUUCCGCUUUGACCUCGAAAUACCCUGGUAUCGAUACAUACAGAUCGUCAUCGCUACUUUCACACUCGUUCCUUUCCGAAUCUGCGCCUCAAUUCUAGCCGCGACGGCGAUCUACAUAGCAGGCGUGAUCACAACAAUUGGUCUUCCUCUUCAAGCAGAUGAGUACGACAUUGUUGGAUUCCGAUCAAAGCUGCAGUAUUUUCUCACUCGCAUUUGCUACGGCUUCUGGCGAAUAUGCCUGGGCGUACGCGUUACCACCAAGGGAACUGCCGUUUCCAAAGACAAAGCGCAAGUGCUUGUGCUAGGCCCACAUUCCACAGUCUAUGACACGAUGAUCGCUGACCAGAUUCCACACUGUCCAUUUCCAUGGACUUUGGUCGGAGGAACGUAUGGCAACGAAUUCUCGUAUCGAAUGUUUCGCUCGUUAGGCUCAAUCUUUGUGGACAGAACGGAUCGUUCGUCCACCUCGAACGCAAUCGAAGUGAUAAACCAGCGUGUCGCCGAUCCUAAAUGGCCGCAGCUGAUGAUCUGGCCCGAGGGGACUACCCACAACCGUCUCGGAAUGAUGAAGUUCAAGAACGGAGCUUUCAAUCCUGGAGCCGUCGUCCAGCCACUUACCUUGAAGUGGACCAACAACUGGGACACCUUCACCUGGUGCUUCAUGGGUCCCAGUUUUCUGCAGAUGAUUUAUCUCACUCUCUGCCAGUUUAGUAUCAACGUCGAAAUAAACUUUCUCGAUCCCGUCACUCCGACCAAAGAGGAAAAAGCAAAUCCAUCUCUAUUCGCUGAACGCGUGCAAAAAGUCAUGGCUGACUCGCUGGAAAUCCCUGCUCUCAAUUUAACCCGCGACGAUGGGCUCGCACACAUGAAAGCGACUGAAUAUGGAUUGCCUGGGCACGUCGCGAACAUCGAUAUCGAAUCGUACAGAAAACAAAGCGGCCUCUCCCGAGAAAAAUAUACCAAGAACUCAAACAAGCUCGCGGAUUACGACAACUUAUGCACUUUUCUUCAACUCCCAAUCGGCCUUUUUACAAAGCAAGUGUUCGCCAAAUACGACAAAGAUGGCAUAUUCUGCUUCACUUUCAAAAACUUCCUCGACAGAAGAUUGGGAACAUUCUAUCCUGCAUCAGAGCGAAUUAACUACGAGAAGUUGAUGGAGUGCAUGGACGUCGACAACGACGGAGCGAUUUCACUUGGCGAUAUUCAAGCAGUUUUUCCAAAAAUCUUCGGCGGCCAGGCGCCCAUCUUUGCACAAAUCUGGGAUCUCCAUUCCGACGGACGCAAAGUAUUAGACCUAGUCGAUCUCAAGCGCAUUUGCCACGAAUAUCCCGAGUACGCUUUUAUAUACGAAUGCUUCCUGGAGUCACGGGAGAACUCACGAGUUUCCCGCGUUCUCGGUUGA
Molecule: messenger RNA, 1434 nt
Organism: Oikopleura dioica
Lineage: Eukaryota; Metazoa; Chordata; Appendicularia; Copelata; Oikopleuridae
Source: the annotation of a GenBank genome assembly